Messenger RNA from Prunus armeniaca (apricot), 1698 nucleotides. Lineage: Eukaryota; Viridiplantae; Streptophyta; Magnoliopsida; Rosales; Rosaceae. The record is from the annotation of a GenBank genome assembly.
AUGGUGGCUAACGUUGUUCUGGUGGCGAAACAAGAAAAGGGAAAAUGGAGAGUAUGUGUUGAUUACACCGACCUCAACAAAGCAUGCCCUAAAGACAACUUCCCAUUGCCGAGAAUCGACCAGCUCGUGGAUUCAACUUCCGGCAACCAGCUGCUCAGCUUCAUGGAUGCUUACUCCGGCUAUAAUCAAAUUAUGAUGUACGAUGAUGACAAGGCGAAGACCUCUUUCAUCAUCGAAAGAGGGACCUACUGCUACAAGGUCAUGCCCUUUGGGCUGAAGAACGCCGGAGCAACCUACCAAAGGCUCGUGAAUAAAAUUUUCAAGGAGCAGAUCGGCAGAACCAUGGAGGUGUACGUGGACGAUAUGCUGGUUAAAGCCCCCAAGCGGGCAGACCACCUCAAAAACCUCACCGAGGCGUUCAGCCUACUCCGCCAAUAUCGCAUGAAGCUGAAUCCAAGUAAAUGCACGUUCGGUGUAUCGUCUGGCCGGUUCCUAGGGUACUUAGUGACGCAACGAGGUAUCGAGGCACACCCGCGCCAAAUCAAAGCCAUUCUCGAGAUGAAGUCGCCUUCCACAGUGAAGGAGAUACAAAGCCUGACGGGCAGAGCAGCGGCCCUUAACAGAUUCCUCUCAAAGUCUACCGACAAGUGCAGACCAUUCUUCAAAGCUUUGAAGAAAGGACAAAAAGACAAAUGGGACGAAGAGUGCGAAGUAGCUUUCCAGAAUCUAAAGACCUACCUUACUUCACCUCCCUUGCUCUCAAAGCCAGUUCCUGGUGAAGACUUGUUCGUGUACCUGGCAGUGUCCAACUCGGCCGUCAGCUCAGCUCUCAUCCGAGAAGAACUUGGGGCCCAACAUCCGAUAUUCUACACGUCAAAAGCUCUCCUCGAUGCAGAGACUCGCUACCCGAAAUUGGAGAAGCUCAUUUUGGCCCUUGUGGUUUCUGCGAGAAAGCUGCGACCUUAUUACCAAGCUCACCGAGUCAUCGUCAUGACCGACUUUCCUUUGAGAUCAAUCCUCCACAGCCCUGAUGCUUCUCAGCGACUCAUGAAGUGGGCUAUAGAGCUAAGCCAAUACGACCUCCUCUACCGGCCGAAGACUGCAAUAAAAGCUCAAGCCUUAGCAGACUUUGUUGCAGAAUUCACACCAUCAGCCGAAGAAGAGAAGCUGGUCAGCAAAAAGAAGGAAAGUUCGAGAGCAGACAAGACCUCCAUUGAACCUGACCAACCCAGAGACAUGUGGCAGUUGCGCGUAGACGGAGCGUCGAACCAGAAAGGAGCUGGAGCAGGCAUCGUCAUCAUCACCCCGGAUGGAACCCUGCUAGAGCAAGCUAUCACGCUUGGCUUCCCGGCUUCAAACAACGAGGCAGAGUACGAGGCAUUGCUCGCUGGCUUGUGCUUGGCAAAGGAGCUAUCAAUCAAAAAAUUGGCCAUCUACUCAGAUUCCCAGCUGAUCACAAGUCAAGCCUUAGGAGAGUACAUGGCGAAGCACCCGAGGAUGAUCCUGUACCUUGACAAAGUCCAAGAGUUGUUGAAGGCGUUUCCCACCUUCACCAUCCAGCAAGUGCCCCGAGCAGAGAACGCGCACGCAGAUGCACUGGCAAGCUUAGGAUCGGCGCUGGAUACCCAGUUCAGACGCUCCAUCCCGGUCGAGCACCUCGACCAGCCUAGCAUAGAAGAGGCAGAGCAGCCGACCUGA